AAGUAUAAAUAUAGCCCUAGCGCAGUUGAUUGUUGCAUUCAUCUUUGGUCGUCUCAAGAUGAUAGUAUUGGUGUUGCUGGUACUAGCAAGUGCUGUAACAGGGCAACAACUGCCUUGUGGCAGUACGCCCAUCACGCAGUCACGUGUCAUUGGAGGUCAGGAUGCUAAACCAGGGGCUUGGCCAUGGCAGGUACGAAUAACAGUGCAGCUGGCGCAACAGCUCAUUACACGCGUUCUCUCGCGCGUCGUCUCGCGCUUUGACUCUAGCCUUGCUUCGGUCCUAUCUAAAGAUUAUCCGUUUGUCUCGACGCUCCUCUUUCCUUCAGGCAGCGCUGUUAAAGAAUUAUUCCACAGCGUACACAUUGCCCUAUCGUAUCUAGCCCUCCUUACUUCGCAAAUGAAAUUCGAGAUUUAAAGGUCACCGAUCAUCUCUCUGUUAGUGGGGGAGAAGCGUUGCGUGACGACCCUAAUAACGGCUGCGGAGGAGGCUAUAGUCUUGAUGGAAGCUGAUAUGCCACUGUAAGCCAAUAUGUUUCACACCCGUGCACGAUUGCUUCGUAUCUAUAGGCAUCACAUACAGGUUAUUGAUAAGUAUUUUUUAUGUAAAUGUAGUAAACAAUUUCGAAUUUGGCAC
Molecule: messenger RNA, 634 nt
Organism: Orbicella faveolata
Lineage: Eukaryota; Metazoa; Cnidaria; Anthozoa; Scleractinia; Merulinidae
Product: transmembrane protease serine 9-like
Biological process (GO): proteolysis
Cellular component (GO): membrane
Molecular function (GO): serine-type endopeptidase activity
Source: RefSeq, a predicted model, not a curated record